GGCCCGGCCGGCGGGGGAUGGAGGUGGCGGCGGAGCGCUGGAUGGACCGAGCCCUGCGCAUGGCUAAAGAAGCAUUGGAAAAUGGGGAAGUUCCUGUUGGCUGCCUUAUGGUCUACAACAAUGAGAUCCUAGGAAAGGGGAGGAAUGAGGUGAAUGAAACUAAGAAUGCUACUCGACAUGCAGAAAUGGUAGCAAUCGAUCAGGUCCUAGACUGGUGUCAUCAACACGACAAGGAUCCCGCGGAAGUGUUUGCGCACACAGUGUUGUAUGUAACUGUAGAACCUUGUAUCAUGUGUGCAGCUGCCCUGCGCUUGAUGAAAAUCCCACUGGUUGUGUAUGGCUGUCAAAAUGAGCGAUUUGGAGGUUGUGGGUCAGUUUUGAACAUCUCCUCUGCUAACUUAACAGACACUGGGGAACCAUUUCAGUGCAUUGCUGGUUAUCGAGCUGAAGAAGCAGUGGACAUGUUAAAAACCUUCUACAGACAAGAAAAUCCAAAUGCACCGAAAUCAAAAGUACGGAAAAAGGAAUGCAAUAAGUGAUAGUCCUCUACUGAUGGAAAACUGAAAGAUAACAAAAUAAUGAUUUGUGGAAAAAGAUCUCUUCGGUGUUCCCUUUGAUACAGCAUUUGGAAGAGAGAUUAGACUUCUAAGGAUACAAAAGUCAAAAUCACGGUACAAUUAAAUAUUUUCUACAAUUAGAGUAAUGUUGAAAAAGUAGAAUUUUUUGUUUUUGAUGGUAAAAUAAAGAAACUCAUUUG
This is a messenger RNA of Emys orbicularis (European pond turtle), 757 nucleotides long. It is a transcript of the gene ADAT2, whose product is annotated as adenosine deaminase tRNA specific 2. Gene Ontology annotation, biological process: tRNA wobble adenosine to inosine editing. The transcript has 7 exons. Gene Ontology annotation, cellular component: cytoplasm; nucleus. The coding region runs from base 18 to 539 and encodes 173 amino acids. Gene Ontology annotation, molecular function: zinc ion binding; tRNA-specific adenosine-34 deaminase activity. The record is from RefSeq and is a predicted model, not a curated record. NCBI's taxonomy places the organism in Eukaryota, Metazoa, Chordata, Testudines, Emydidae.